Molecule: messenger RNA, 753 nt
Organism: Drosophila obscura
Lineage: Eukaryota; Metazoa; Arthropoda; Insecta; Diptera; Drosophilidae
Gene: Rab3
Product: ras-related protein Rab-3
Biological process (GO): protein localization to plasma membrane; protein secretion; regulation of exocytosis
Cellular component (GO): endosome; plasma membrane; synaptic vesicle
Molecular function (GO): GTPase activity; GTP binding
Source: RefSeq, a predicted model, not a curated record
AUGAAGCCAAAUCUUCAGGCACUGCAGGAUCGCCUGGAAACGCUCACGCAACAGGCACACAGAAAAACAGCAAAGCGCUCUGAACAGGAAUGGCCAGCAGCAGGGAUCCCCAAGUGGCAGAAGGAUCAGGCCCAGAACUUUAACUUCGUGUUCAAGCUGCUCCUGGUCGGCAACUCUCCAGUGGUGGGCAAGACGAGCUUCCUCUUCCGCUGUGCCAACGAUAGCUUCACAUCCGCCUUCGUCUCCACGAUAGGCAUCGACUUCAAGGUGAAGACUGUAUUUCGCCACGACAAGCGGGUGAAGCUUUAGAUUUGGGACACAGCUGGGCAGGAGCGUUACCGCCCCGUCACCACAGCCUAUUACCGCGGGGCAAUGGGUUUCAUCCUGAUGUAUGAUGUCACCAACAAGGACGGCUUCAACUCGGUCCAGGACUGGUCACACAAAUCAAAAGUCUACUCGUCAGACGAUUCCCAGGUGAUUUUGGUCGGUAACAAAUGCGACAUGGAGGAUCAGCGCAUGAUCCACUUCGAGCAGGGCCGCCAGCUGGCCAAUCAGCCCGGCGUGAAAUUCUUUGAGACGUCCGGCAAGGAGACCUGAAUGUGAAGGUGAAGCUGUCUUCAAGCGUCUGUGGAUCUUAUAUCCAACAAGAUAUCCAAGAGCCUCAACGCAGAUCCGACAUUAGUGGGCAACGGGCGAGAAGGGCAGCGCUUGACGGGGCAGCAGGCACGCCAAGACGCCAACUGCAACUGUUAG